AUGGCUACUUCACUCCAUCCUUUUUCACGUCGGCUAAACAGAGAGGAGCACUACAGCUCCAAGACGGUCACUCUUGUCAAUAGUAGACUGUUUAUAGCCUCUGCAUUUAUCUUCACUGUGAUUAUCUUCAUGGCUGCACUCGCAACUUUUAUACUUUGUUUCAAACGAUUCUGCAUUCGUCGACUGCCAUUGGAAAGCGAUGAAAUCUCCAUCGGCCUUCCACAGAAAAAAUCAGUUACAGAAAGUUUUCCUGUGUUUGUGUAUGAACGUAAGAAUUACAAAGAGCAGAGGCUGGAGUGCGCGGUUUGUUUGAGUGAGUUUGAAGAGGAAGAGAAGGGAAGAAUUUUGCCUGUGUGUAAUCACAGCUUUCAUGUCGACUGCAUCGACAGGUGGUUUGAGUCGCAGUCGACAUGUCCAAUUUGUCGAGUCAAUGCCCAGGUCGACACUUUGUCGGCUGCCGUCGUCAUGGUAGACGCGUAA
Cryptomeria japonica (Japanese cedar) is the source of this 480-nucleotide messenger RNA. Its product is annotated as RING-H2 finger protein ATL64. Lineage: Eukaryota; Viridiplantae; Streptophyta; Pinopsida; Cupressales; Cupressaceae. The coding region runs from base 1 to 480 and encodes 159 amino acids. The record is from RefSeq and is a predicted model, not a curated record. The transcript has a single exon.